GUCAGUGAUGGGUCUGUGAGGAGGACAGCAACAGGGCAGUGAUGGGGUCCGUGAUGGGGCCAUUGAUGGAUCAGUGAUGGGAACAGUGAUGGAGCAGCGAUAGGGUGGGGGCCAUGUAUUGAGGAGGUGCAGCCAUGGGUGGUCCACGCACCAUGUGCAGGUGUAGGCAGGGCCAGGUGCCCUGUGCCAGGGUGCAGUCUGGUUUGGGGUGCUGAGGGCAGAUGGGGCCCUGGACAGACGUGUCAUUCACAUUGGGGAAGCAGAACCAGGGGCUGUGGUUGGCCUUGAGCCUGGGCUGCUUCCUGCCACGCUGCUGCACAGGCACCGAGGGCGCGGGAGCCGGCAGCAGCAGGCAGGUGAGAAGAAUGGGCUCCAUGUCGGAGGAGCUCAGCCUGGUCCCCCUGCACCAGAGGCCAGAGCUGCUGGAGGCCUGCGCCAAGCUCCUGGGCGAGGAGUGGGGGAAGAGCCGGGCGUCGCGGCUCCACAUGCUCCAGCGGUCCUCGGACACCUUCCCCACCUGCCUGCUGCUGCUGCGGAGCCGGGGACGUGCAGAGGCCCCUGCCACCCAGGAGGGGCCCUGCCAGCUUGUGGGCCAUGUCCGGCUCUCCCGUGUGGCUGGCCGUCCUCACGACCUCUUCGUGGAGAGCGUGGUGGUGGCCCGGGCGCUGCGGGGCCAGGGCUAUGGACGGCAGCUGAUGGAAGCCACUGAGCGGUGGGCCCAGGCCCGAGGCUUUUGCUGCCUGCACCUCACCACCCACGACAAGCAGCAUUUCUACGCUCACCUGGGUUUUGUCCUGGGCGAGCCAGUGCAGAGCGUGGCCUUCCUCAGCCCUGCCAUACCCACUGCAGUGCUGCGGCUCUUCUCUGCCCCUCCUGGUGCUGCCACUGCCACCACCGCUAGGCCAAGGGUGCCCUCUGGCCCCCUGUCUCCCUGCCAAACCCCUGCCACCCCCCCACCGCCCCCACCACCACCGACCGUGGUUUGGGCGAGGGGAGUCCUGGCUGAGAACAGCAGGCAGAGCCUCCUGGAGACCCCCCACCGUGAUGCCAAAGGGCUGCCCAUCUUCUGGAUGAAGAAGGACAUCUGAGGGGCUGGGGCCCUGAGCCAGUGAUUAAAAGCAGUGCAGGCGGGAGCUGCCUGCCCCGG
Messenger RNA from Falco peregrinus (peregrine falcon), 1147 nucleotides. It is a transcript of the gene NAA80, whose product is annotated as N-alpha-acetyltransferase 80, NatH catalytic subunit. The record is from RefSeq and is a predicted model, not a curated record. The coding region runs from base 222 to 1088 and encodes 288 amino acids. Gene Ontology annotation, molecular function: acetyl-CoA binding; N-acetyltransferase activity. Gene Ontology annotation, biological process: protein acetylation. Lineage: Eukaryota; Metazoa; Chordata; Aves; Falconiformes; Falconidae. Gene Ontology annotation, cellular component: cytoplasm. The transcript is spliced from 2 exons.